AUGUUGAAACUGAUUACUUUGUUGGCCAUCGCAUUUGCCGCUUGCAACGGAGAUGCCAUUCAAAGCUUGGAGCGAUUUGGAAGUUUAAAUAAAUAUUAUUACUAUAGCAAUGCACAGAGAAACCCAAUUACACUCACCGAAGACCACUUUCCCACUGGAAACGAUCCUGCUACGCCCUUUAACAAUGAUUGGGAUAUUGUCGUAAUAAUACACGGUCACAGUGGCACUGCUACGACGACGAUCAACCCUAUUGUUAAAGACGCAUUUUUAACAAGUGGCGAUUAUAACGUUAUCGUUGUGGAUUGGUCAUCAUUCAGUCUAUCAACAUAUUCAACGGCAGUGAUGGCUGUGACAGGUGUGGGAUCAAGUAUCGCUACUUUUUUGAAAAAUCUCAAAUUACCACUUAAUAAGGUGCACAUUGUUGGUUUCAAUCUUGGAGCUCAUGUUGCUGGAGUGACUGGAAGAAAUUUGGAAGGAAAAGUAGCAAGAAUUACGGGUCUAGACCCUUCGGCUCGUGAUUGGGAAAACAACGUACUACGACUGGGAACAAACGAUGCUCAAUACGUUGAAGUUAUUCACACCGACGGAUCUGGUGUCAACAAAAACGGCUUGGGCGUUGCUAUUGGACACAUUGACUUCUUUGUCAACGGCCGUCUUGUCCAACCGGGCUGCACGAAUAACUUAUGUAGCCACAACCGCGCUUAUGAAGUUUUUGCUGCAACAAUUACGCAUGGCAAACAUUACGGAAAUCAGUGCAGCACAGAAGCGGAGAUAACCGCAAAUAAUUGCCGAGGAUUUAUAGUUGAAAUGGGUACUGCCAAACUUGUAAAGCAUGGGUCUGGAAUGUUCCGAGUAAAUACCGGCAUGAGGUACCCAUUCCAUUUGUGAUGCCUACAAAACUUAAAACGAAGUUUUCU
This is a messenger RNA of Bombyx mandarina (wild silkworm), 917 nucleotides long. RefSeq names its product pancreatic triacylglycerol lipase. Gene Ontology annotation, molecular function: serine hydrolase activity; lipase activity. Gene Ontology annotation, biological process: lipid catabolic process. The record is from RefSeq and is a predicted model, not a curated record. NCBI's taxonomy places the organism in Eukaryota, Metazoa, Arthropoda, Insecta, Lepidoptera, Bombycidae.